AUGCUCCCUCGAGGUCUUGUUGACAUGCGGGGAGCGGUUCACACACCACCUCUUGAUGUGCUUGGGCGGGGCGUAGACUCCGCCUCUCAGCUCCCCCCCGGCGCGGGUGACAGCUCGACGCGCGCGAUCGACGGCAUCCUCAAACGAAUAGAUGCGGACGUCGUGGGUUUGAAACUUGUACGUGAUUCGUCGUGUCGUCCGCGCCACUGGGUAGUGCCGCAUCAUACCCAUGGCGUGAGAUGGGAUGAGUAG
Messenger RNA from Chondrus crispus (carragheen), 252 nucleotides. RefSeq lists its product as hypothetical. The coding region runs from base 1 to 252 and encodes 83 amino acids. The record is from RefSeq and is a predicted model, not a curated record. The transcript has a single exon. NCBI's taxonomy places the organism in Eukaryota, Rhodophyta, Florideophyceae, Gigartinales, Gigartinaceae.